Molecule: messenger RNA, 1693 nt
Organism: Ostrea edulis (European flat oyster)
Lineage: Eukaryota; Metazoa; Mollusca; Bivalvia; Ostreida; Ostreidae
Exons: 3
Coding region: 69-404 (111 amino acids)
Source: RefSeq, a predicted model, not a curated record
UUACUUUUAAAAUAUUCUUGUUUUGUAUUACCAAUUAAUUUCUUUAAUUAUCUGCAGUGUUAACAAAAAUGGAAGAGAUGCAGAAAGACAUCAAAGUACUGAAAGCUGCAUUGCUAGAUGAAGAUGAAAAAAUUACCGACAUAAUGCCAAGGCCGCUUAGCAGCAUAGAAGCACUUCAACAAUUUGAAGAACAAAUUGAUGAUGCCCUCCGGAAGAGACUAUUGAAUGUCCUUGCCAGUCUCCAAGGGGGUAGUGAUGCUGCAAAAAUAUGCAGAAAGAUAAUGCGGACAUGCAUGACAAAUGGAUGCAUGAGCCAGUUCAGUGGCACUGGCCAAAAGGGCAAGGCUAGAUUUAUGGACACCAAAUUAUUUACUAUUGUUAUAGGUGCUGGAAGAAAAGCUUAAAAAAAACCAACAAAUUUCAGUGGAAGAACUAAAGAAUGAGGUGUUUGAGGUGUUAAGAAGUGUCCCGAAUAAACCAGGAGACUCCAAUUACAUGAAGGUAUGUUUUAUUAAUAAUUUAAUUUAGAAUUCAUUUAAUAGGUAGACAUGAUGUUCAAAGUUAAUUAACAAGAGACCAUUUUCACAACAAACCACCAUUUUUUUUAAACAAAACUUUCGAUAGAUGUCUGUAUCGCUGGUACACUUCCAGAUUUUGGCUCUAGCUUCACUGAUGAGACCAAAUAGGUCGUUAUGUACAUUUGGUUCAACAAAAUUCACACAGAUACAUCCAACAACAAGUGGCCUUCAAAAUAACAAGGCCCCUUCUUCAUUGAUCUGAUUUGAUUGGAUUGGAAUUUUUAUUUUUAUUAAAACAUUUAUAAAUACAUUUUGCUUUGACAUCAAUUCUGACAUUCUUCUAAUAUCACAAAAUGUGGACAUAUAGUUUCGCAAAACUCUGUUGGAGUUUCCAUUAUUUUGAAUGUACUUGCGACUUGCAUGAUACUAUUGGGGAAAGCCGAUGUACUAAAUAAAUAUUCAUGUCCCUCCAUGAGAAGAGUGUCAAUUGAUAGCAUCUGUUGUUCUUUAACAUUUUUUGGUCUACUUUAUAGGGUUGUUAUAGAUAAAUAUAUAUAAAUGUCAAGCUCCAAAAUAAACCCAACAAUGUUAGACCUGUAUGAAAUUUACAACAAAUUUAUGUUCGUUCCCUCAUAUAUGUAAACUCUCAUUUAUCUGUUAUCUUUUUUAAAUAUAGAAACAAAAGGAAAAGAGGCGGAGGUGCUUGCCUGAAAUCCCAGAGGAUGACUGAUUGUGAGACGUUACAAAUUUCUACACUGUGUUUCGGAAAUCCCAGAGAACAGAGGAUGACUGAUUGUGAGACGUUACAAAUUUCUACACUGCGUUUCGGAAAUUCCAGAGAACAGAGGAUGACUGAUUGUGAGACGUUACAAAUUUCUACACUGCGUUUCGGAAAUUCCAGAGAACAGAGGAUGACUGAUUGUGAGACGUUACAAAUUUCUACACUGCGUUUCGGAAAUUCCAGAGAACAGAGGAUGACUGAUUGUGAGACGUUACAAAUUUCUACACUGUGUUUCGGAAAUCCCAGAGAACAGAGAAUGACUUACAAGACUUUAAAAAUUCCCCACUAUGUUUUUUAAAAUCCAAUGUUACUGUUAUAUUUGCCUUCUUUUCAUAUCUAAAUAGUAAAUAUUUUAAACUCUAAAUAAUAUCUUUUGAAUCCAUAUCUCCACAGG